CCUCUCCCUUCUCCCUUCUCUCUUUAUACACAACAACGCACAGCUGAAAUUUCUCAAAAACAAACACAAACCCAAAAUCCGAUUUUACUCAUUUGCCCUUUUAUGAAAACAUGGUCGAUUUAAAUUGGAAUGCAAAAAUGGUUUCCUCCGAUCUCUCAAACAAGUCACCAAAGCUCUCUAACAAACUCCACGUCACCAUCCCUUCCACCACACCGUUUCGCGGUGUUUCUAAUAUUUCCCCCGUUUCUGCUUCCGACUCCGCCUGCGCCGCCUACGACCACUACCUACGGCUUCCGGAGUUGCGAAAGUUAUGGAAUUCUAAAGAUUUUCCUGACUGGGAAAACGAGUCGGUUUCAAAGCCGGCUUUACACGCUUUAGAAAUCACUUUCCGGUUUGUUUCGACGGUUUUAUCGGAUCCGAGACAGUACACGAACCGUAAGGAAUGGAAACGCAGAAUCGAGUCUCUCGCUACUUCGCAAAUUGAGAUUAUCUCUCUCCUCUGUGAAGACGAACAAGAUGAUGUAGAGAUACGCGGGACGGCUCCGAUCGUCGAUUUAAGCUCAUCGAACGGCGUUUUAGCUCGCGGCGGAAGCUACGCUGAGGUGUGGAAGGUCUCACCGGAAACCACCGUCGUCAACAGAACCAGCGAGAGCAGCCUCUUGCCUCGUCUUGCCACGUGGCAGAAAUCUGAAGAUAUCGCGUUGAAAAUUCUUUACUCGAUUGAAUGUGAAAUGAGAAGGUGUCCGUACACAUUGGGUGUUGGAGAACCAAAUUUAAGUGGGAAGCCUAAUCUCGAUUACGACACCGUUUGUAAGCCCAACGAUGUGCAUAACCUAAAGAAGUGUCCGUACGACAAUUUAGAGAAUCACGAGAAUCAAACAUUAUACACGACGCAUCAGAUAUUGGAGUGCUGGAUUCAAGUAGCAAAGGAGUUGAUCAAUCGCGUGAUUAAGAGAAUCGAAAGCAAAGAACUUGAUAAAGCGUCAAGCGACUGUUAUACAAUUGAAAGGAUUUGGAAGGUUUUGACAGAAAUUGAAGACUUGCAUUUGUUAAUGGAUCCCGACGAUUUCUUGAGGUUGAAGAAACAGCUGGUUAUAAAAUCAGAUAAUGAAACAGCACCAUUUUGCUUUAGGUCAAAAGCACUAGUGGAGAUGACGAGAAUGUGCAAGGAUUUGAAGCAUAAGGUGCCUGAGAUUUUAGGGGUGGAGGUGGACCCAAAUGGAGGGCCGAGAAUUCAGGAGGCGGCGAUGAGAUUGUACAGUGAAAAGAGAGAGAGUGAGGUUGAGAAGAUACAUUUGCUACAAGGGUUGCAGGCCAUGGAGGCUGCAUUGAAGAAGUUUUAUUAUGGGUAUAAGCAGUUAUUAGUGGUGGUUAUGGGCAGUUUAGAGGCUAAAGGGAAUAGGGUUUUGGUGAGUCCUGAAAGUUGUGACCCGUUGAGUCAGUUGUUUCUUGAGCCUACCUUUUUCCCUAGUUUGGAUGCUGCCAAGACCUUUUUGGGUGACUUUUGGAGCCAUGAACAUGGCGGUUGCGGCGGUGGGGUGGAGAAACGGGAUCGGAGGAAAUAGUCAUGUGGUGGAAUUGGUGGCUGACUCGGUUUUGACCGACUCAGCUAGCCGUGUGUUAGAAAUUUCUAGCUUAAAAUGAAAUAGAUACACACGAUUGUUUUUUUUUUUUUUAUAAUUAUUUGUAACAUAUUUUGAAAUUUUUUAUUUAUUGCAACAAUUUUACAUGUUAUUAAAAUGCAAUACCCUUCAACUUA
Molecule: messenger RNA, 1759 nt
Organism: Ricinus communis (castor bean)
Lineage: Eukaryota; Viridiplantae; Streptophyta; Magnoliopsida; Malpighiales; Euphorbiaceae
Product: nematode resistance protein-like HSPRO2
Exons: 1
Coding region: 111-1565 (484 amino acids)
Biological process (GO): defense response
Molecular function (GO): metal ion binding; heme binding
Source: RefSeq, a predicted model, not a curated record